Molecule: messenger RNA, 1564 nt
Organism: Conger conger (European conger)
Lineage: Eukaryota; Metazoa; Chordata; Actinopteri; Anguilliformes; Congridae
Gene: slc25a48
Product: solute carrier family 25 member 48
Exons: 7
Coding region: 136-1059 (307 amino acids)
Biological process (GO): transmembrane transport
Cellular component (GO): mitochondrion
Molecular function (GO): transmembrane transporter activity
Source: RefSeq, a predicted model, not a curated record
UAUUUUUACUUCAGUCCACCUGGAUUCACGUAAACGCGCAUACAUGUGAAACAUCUUACUAAUCUUCGACGACGCCCACGGAUGUCAAUAAAUACUCAAACUGUAAAACGUUUGACUUGCAUUUUGUGACUAGAAAUGAAUUGCUUCCAUCUAGACGAUUUUAUUGCAGGAUGGAUAAGCGGAGCCUCCAGUGUUGUUGUGGGACAUCCACUUGACACAGUUAAGACUCGUUUACAGGCAGGGAAAGGAUACAAGAACACCUUUCACUGUAUCGUUACCAUCUUCAGGAAAGAAAGCGUUUCUGGGUUUUUCAAAGGCCUCUCCUUCCCGUUGGCCAGCGUUGCUCUCUACAAUUCGGUGGUGUUUGGCUGCUUCAGCAACACGCAGAGGCUCAUUAGCAAGUUUCGCUAUGGUGACGGGCGACACCCCUCCAGCAUAUUGGACCUGACACUGGCAAGCAUGGUGACAGGCUUUGUUUCAGUGGGCAUGGGAGCUCCAGUGGACUUGGUGAAAAUCCGGCUCCAGAUGCAGUCUCACCUUGUUCUCGCAGAGAGCCUGAACCUUGCUGGGAAUGUGCCACUUCGUUCAGUGGGGAUCCAGAGUCAGACUGUCUACAGGGGCCCCAUUCACUGUAUUGGCAGCAUCCUAGAGAGCGAAGGAGUCACAGGACUUUACAGAGGGGCAGGGGCCAUGUUGCUGCGUGAUAUCCCAGGAUACACCCUCUACUUCAUCCCCUACACCCUGUUCUGUGAUUGGUUGAAUCCUGAUGGCAAUGCCUCGCCUCAUCCCUGCUCCAUAUGGUUAGCGGGCGGAUUGGCAGGGUCCAUCUCCUGGGUCACUGCAACCCCAGUUGAUGUGGUGAAGAGUAGAUUGCAGGCCGAUGGUCUACACCCCAGGAAGUACAGAGGGAUCAUGCAUUGCAUAAUGAAAAGCUAUAAAACAGAGGGUCUGCAUGUAUUCUUCCGUGGGGUAACAGUGAAUGCGAUCCGGGGAUUCCCCAUGAGUGCCACCAUGUUUUUGACCUAUGAACUCUCUUUGAAGUUCUUUCGGAGCCUCUAGCAGGUCAUCUGCCCUCUUGCCAUUGGCACACAAAGAUGUUACCUGGAAACUUUAUCUUCCUAUUUUUUGGAAGUGAGGCACAAGGUAACCUGCAGUUUUGUGUGACAUUAUUGCUGCAAAAUAAUACACAUUCUUACAAGUAUUUGCACUUUCGUUUUCUUUUUCUUACAUUAAGAAAGAAAACAAGUGUAUGUUUACAGCAAAGAUGAAAAAUGUUUGCGCAAUCAAAAAUCAAGCACGAUUUCUUCUGUACAUGUAAUUGAAUAUACUGCAGUUCAGUUAUAUACAUUGUGUAUAUUUUUCCUAACUUUAAAAAUAUUGCUUGAAUGGCAAUUUAUGAAAUGUGAUUAAUUCUAUUCAGUAGUAUUAUAUCAGUCCAAAUGUAAUUAUUAAUAUUGGCAGGCUUUUAUAUAAUUAAUCAUUUAUUCCAUUGUUGCGAAUUAUAUGAAUACACAGAAAAAUGUUUUAUUGUUUCUGUACCAUAUCUUAAUAUAUGCAAAAAAAC